Messenger RNA from Salvia hispanica, 2939 nucleotides. Its product is annotated as serine/threonine-protein kinase BRI1-like 1. NCBI's taxonomy places the organism in Eukaryota, Viridiplantae, Streptophyta, Magnoliopsida, Lamiales, Lamiaceae. Gene Ontology annotation, molecular function: protein binding; protein kinase activity; ATP binding. Gene Ontology annotation, biological process: protein phosphorylation. The record is from RefSeq and is a predicted model, not a curated record.
AAAAAGCCUCUAAAAAUCUUCCUCUUCCUCUCCAAAAUGAGAGUAUUUGAUACACUCUUUGUUUAUUCCAUCUGGAGAAAUCAACACCCAAAUUGCAUUUUUUUACAAUAUUACUAACAAUUUGUCUCUGAUUUCCGACCACUCUGAACAUCGUACCCAAAAGCCAAGACCUUGUCUCUGAUUUCUCAAUUCAUCUCUCUCAAUUUGGAUACAGCCUCUCUCUUCAUUCUUCACAGGACUCUGCAAAUCAACAAACACCUGCUCUGCUCUGCUCACCAAAAGAUGUGAAUACAAUUAAUAUACUCCACCACAGAAAUAAAUAGACGACGAUGAACAGACUAUCUCCAUCUGCUUUUCUCGUGAUUCUAUUCAUGGAAUUCUGCCUCACUGGAUUAAAUGCUGCUUCGGAUAACAAUGGCGGCGAGGCUGCGGUUCUGCUAUCCUUCAAGCGCUCUUCAAUCCAAGCUGAUCCGAAGCGCUUCCUGGAUAACUGGUCGCCGUCGUCUUCCGCGCCCUGCGGUUGGAGAGGCGUCUCCUGCUCCGACGACGGCAGGCUCUACCGCCUCGACUUCACCAAUGCGGGAUUAACCGGCCGCCUCCGCAUCUCCGACCUCGCGCCGCUCCCCGCCCUCACCGCGCUUCUCUUCGCCGGGAAUUCAUUCGACGGAAAUCUCUCCGGAGAUUCAUGCAGAUUUGAAUCGAUUGAUCUCUCGGCGAACAAAUUCACCGAUUUAGGGCUUGUGGCGCAGUUGCUUUCCAGUUGCGGAAAUUUGAAUCUGUUGAAUUUCUCAAGCAAUAAGCUCGUUGGGAAGCUGGAGAGCUCUUUUCCGGCGAGUAAAAGCCUCGAGGUUUUGGAUCUCUCCGGCAACCGAUUGGACGGGGAAUUGCCGGCUGCGUUGUUCAAAAACUCACCGUCGUUGAAAGUCCUUGAUUUGUCGAGGAAUAACUUCACCGGCAAUCUCUUCAAUUUGGAUUUUAGGUCAAUUUCGAAUCUCACUCUGCUCAAUCUCUCUCGCAACAGCUUCUCCGCCACCGGUUUUCCGGCGACCCUACCUUACUGCCAGGGCCUCCAAACUCUGGAUUUAAGCCACAAUUUUAUCAAGCUGAGGAUUCCGGGGGACUUGCUUGCGAAGAUGAUGAAUUUGAAGCAGCUUGUUCUAGCCAACAACGGCUUCUUCGGUGAGAUUCCGCUACAAUUGGGGGAAAUUUGCAGGUCGUUGCAGGUUCUAGAUCUUUCCAACAAUCAGUUAACCGGAGAGCUUCCUUCAACCUUCAUCAAUUGUAAUCAGCUCGAAACUCUCAAACUCAGCACCAAUCAGCUCUCCGGCGGAUUUCUCGAUACUGUGGUGAGCUCCAUCACAAGCCUCAAGUAUCUAUCCGUGGCGUUCAACAACAUCUCCGGCGAAGUGCCGCCGUCGCUCAUUAACUGCACUCGGCUUCUGGCUCUAGACCUCAGUUCCAAUAAUUUCACCGGAAAUGUGCCUUCGGUGCUCUGCUCCGGCAAUUCCGUCCUCGAAAGACUGUUGCUGGCAAACAAUUAUCUCUCCGGCGGAGUGCCGGCGGAGCUCGGGCGGUGUAAAAAUUUAAAAAGCAUUGAUCUCAGCUUCAAUGAACUGCGCGGCUCGAUUCCACCGGAGGUUUGGAUGCUGCCGGAGAUAUCGGAUAUAGUAAUGUGGGCGAACAAUCUGAGCGGUCAAAUCCCGGAAGGCAUUUGCAUCAACGGUGGGAAUCUGCAGACUCUGAUCCUCAACAACAAUUUCAUCACCGGAGCUCUGCCACAGUCCAUUGUCAACUGCACUAAUCUAAUUUGGGUGUCAUUGUCAAGCAACCGCCUCUCCGGCGAAAUCCCUCAAGAAAUAGGCAACUUAGUCAACCUCGCAAUCCUCCAGCUGGGGAACAAUUCCCUCACCGGAGCAAUUCCGCCGCGAAUUGGCGACUGCCGGAGCCUCAUAUGGCUCGAUCUCAACAGCAACGAGCUCCGGGGGCCUCUGCCCCCGGAGCUCGCUUCCCAGACUGGCCUCAUAGUCCCUGGAGUCGUCUCCGGGAAGCAGUUCGCCUUCGUCCGAAAUGAGGGGGGCACGCAGUGUCGCGGGGCGGGUGGUUUAGUCGAGUUCGAAGGGAUUCGACCUGACCGGCUGGCCAAUUUUCCGAUGGUGCACGCGUGUCCUUCGACGAGGAUUUAUUCCGGGAUGACGGUUUACACAUUCGCUGGCAAUGGCAGCAUGAUCUACCUUGAUCUGUCAUACAAUCAGCUCUCUGGUGCAAUCCCUUCAAGCUUAGGCUCAAUGGUUUAUCUUCAGGUUUUGAAUUUGGGGCAUAAUGAUUUAAGUGGUGAGAUACCAUCUAGUUUUGGAGGAUUAAAGAGUGCUGGUGUUCUUGAUCUCUCUCAUAACAAUCUUCAAGGAUUCAUCCCUGGAUCAUUAGGUGGUUUGACAUUCCUCAGUGAUCUUGAUGUUUCAAACAAUAAUUUAUCUGGUUUGAUUCCUUCUGGGGGGCAGCUUACCACAUUUCCAGCAGCAAGAUAUGAGAACAACUCUCUCCUCUGUGGGGUUCCCUUGCCGCCUUGCGGAUCGACGAGCGGGGGCCAUGGCCCCCACUCGUCGUCGAGGGAGAAGAGGCGGAGCAUGGCUGUCGGGAUGGUGAUCGGGAUCAUGGCCUCGGUCACGUGUAUAAUGCUGCUUCUCUACGCGCUGUACAGAGCGAAACGGAGCCAGAUGAAGGACGAGAAGCGGGAUAAAUACAUCGACAGCCUCCCGACCUCCGGCAGCAGCAGCUGGAAGCUCUCCAGCGUGCCCGAGCCGCUUAGCAUCAAUGUGGCUACUUUCGAGAAGCCCCUGAAGAAGCUGACGUUCGCGCAUCUCCUUGAGGCCACGAACGGGUUCAGCUCCGAGAGUUUGAUCGGGUCUGGCGGGUUUGGGGACGUGUACAAGGCGCAGCUU